Molecule: messenger RNA, 1766 nt
Organism: Mytilus californianus (California mussel)
Lineage: Eukaryota; Metazoa; Mollusca; Bivalvia; Mytilida; Mytilidae
Exons: 2
Coding region: 48-1766 (572 amino acids)
Molecular function (GO): zinc ion binding
Source: RefSeq, a predicted model, not a curated record
CAAGGAAGUACAAUACCGCAGACAUAUUAGAAUUUUCCAAAUCCGUUAUGGCCUGUGAAGGACAGUUUUCAGUUUCCUGUAGCCUGUGUGAGGAGGACACCAGAAUAGAAUGGAAGUGCUUAAAUUGUGACAUGCUCAUGUGUGACAAGUGUAAAGAGAAAAUUCAUGUGAAAUUCAAAUUUGCCAAGGAUCACAAAGUUGUUUCUAUUCAUGAGGUUGGACUUCAUGCAGAAGAAAUAGAUUUUUCCAAUUUAAGUUGCAAAAGCCACACAAGGCAAUCAUGUGUGAUGUUUUGCAAAUCGUGUGACUGUUUAGUAUGUCCACUAUGUAUCUCUGAAACCCACAAUGGCCAUGGUCUGGUAGCCAUCGGAGAGGGGUAUGAAAUCAAGAUCGAAAAAUUGAAGACAGGUCAAAUGAAUAUUAGAACUAAUAUUGAUGAGCUGCAGAGAAGGAAAGCAGAAAUGAAGUAUGUUCAUAGUAAUGAACUUUCCAAAUUUGAAAACACUAUGAAGAAAAUUAAAGAUCAGAAUGUCCUGCUGAAGAAGGAAGUAGAUCAACAUACUGAAAAAUUGGAAACUGAGCUAAUUAAAAAGUGGGAAGAUUUAAAUCUGAAUACUGAAAAGGGACAAAAUGAGGUGAACCUGCUGAUUGGAAGUCUGGAAUCCAAAAACUUAAAAUUAGAUGAUAUUAUCCAAUCCAUGGAUGCCAAAAAAGUCUUUGUGGAUGGUUCGGGGUUAGUAAAAUCAAUAGAGGAAGCAGUCACAUUUCCUUGUACGAAGUUCGAUUCUAUUCCAACAUUUCUUCCUGAACAAAUAACUGCAUAUAACAUUGGUUCAUUAGAAAAAGUUUCUACAAAGGAUGAAAUCAAAAUUAUCAAACAAUUUGACACUAAAAUCUCAGACGUAUAUUAUAUGGCAAUGGCAGCCGGUUCUGUGGAUGCACUGUGGAUUUCUGACCAGGAUGUAUUACAGAAAGUAAAAAUAGAAGGGACGAGUUUGGAGAUAAUUGCUCAAAAAGACAUAACAAUUUAUGGUAUGGCUAUUACUCCAUCCAAAGAUCUCCUUUUGGUUUGUAAUGGAAGUAGACUGAUGCAGAUCAGUGACCAAACAGGCGAAGUGACCAAAUCUAGGUAUGAGGUAAAGGAUUUAGAGGAGACAUCAGCUGUUCAUGUAGACUCGGAUGGAACAGUCACUGUUGGUGCUUUUAGUGGGGAAGUAGUAUACCCAGCAGUGGGAAGACGGGUUGUGAUUGUAAUGAACAGAAAUGGGAAACAUGAAACUACUUAUGAAUAUGACAAACAAGGCAAUCAUAUAUUUACAUAUGUUAAGAAUAUUACCAGAACAAAAAAUGGUAAUACCUGUGUAGUGGACAGGUUAUCUAAAGAUAAGAGAGGCAGGGUGGUAAUACUGAGUGAGGAUGGAGAUAUUAUGAAUCUCUUCAAUGGCCAUCCAGAAGUGAACACAGACAAAAUCCCUUUUAGACCAUUUCGUGCAGUAACUACUCCAUCUGAUAAUAUUGUUGUAUCAAACGAGAACACUGAUAUUUUAUUUUUUCUAAACAGUUCUGGAAAUUUGAUUAGAUGGUGUGACAUGGGAAAGAUUGGAAUAUUUAAUAUCUACUCUCUUUGUAUUUCGGAAUCUGGACAUCUUUACAUAGGAAAAAAAGGCAAAAUAUAUGAAGUGAUUGAACGGCAAACAGAUGGCAAUAAAAUUUUCAGCUUAUGUAAAUAUUUGAUAGUUAUAACAAUCUUGAAAAUCAACAUUUGA